AACAUUUUGAGCCGGUAUGAAAUCGGCAGAAUGCUUGGUAAGGGUGGAUUUGGCUCUGUUUAUGAAGGGAAACGCUUGGAGGAUGGCCUUGAGGUGGCAGUGAAAAUUGCCAGAAAGCCGCAGAACAUGAAAUACAUCUACAUUCCUGGUCAUCCCGCACCCUUGCCAUUAGAGGUCGGCCUAUUAAUCCUUGCUAAUAGGGGCCCUAAAGUUUCAGAGAUCAUUGAGCUGCUGGACUGGCAGGACCAGCCUGACCAAUAUAUUAUGGUCUUAGAGCGUCCCUCACCUUGUAAAGAUCUGUGGCGUUUUUGGACUUGUCACAGAGGCAUCCUAAAUGAGGACACAGCACGAUUUAUUUUGGCGCAGACAACAAUGGCUGCUCAUAUGUGCUGUCGCCGUGGAGUGUUUCACCGUGAUAUUAAGCUGGAGAACCUGCUAAUCAACACAGAUACGCUUGAGGUCAAACUAAUUGACUUCGGGUGUGGGGAUCUCCUGCAGGAAUCUGGCUAUGAAAGAUUCCGUGGCACUCUAAACUACCGCCCACCUGAGUACUGCACAGAGGGCAAGUACCACGGUAAACCAGCUACUGUGUGGUCUCUGGGAGUGCUCUUAUUCCUGUUGGUGUGUGGACGCUUUCCAGAACCUAGAGACAGGCAGAUGAUUGAUGAUGACAUCUGGUCUGAGCCUGGCUUGUCAAACGAAUGCUGCCUCCUGAUUCGAUCCCUCCUGAAGGAUAGCCCACGGGAACGGAUUUGUUUGAGGAAAAUCCUUCAACAUGAAUGGUUUAAGGUCACAGAAUAAGACAUUAAGAGGAAUGUCAGAAUUCCUCUCUUGGCCACCCCAGAAGUUUCUGUGAAAGCUGCUUCUGCCACGGCGCUCUCCAAAGGAUCCUGCACUGGAUGUCACAGAAUUUUCAGUCUUUGGCUGCUUCCUCCUAUUCUUGUAUAAUGGCUUAUUGUUCAUCAACUAUUAUUGUUCAAUAAAUAAUAUUUUAUAUAAAUAAUAUUGGUGUACCUGAUCUUGAGAAAUGGUCUGUGUGUUAUUGGUGGGGAUUUUUCAGCAGUUUCAUUGCAGGUUACAUUGACUUGACUUAUGAAGCAUGGUU
Molecule: messenger RNA, 1105 nt
Organism: Rhinichthys klamathensis goyatoka
Lineage: Eukaryota; Metazoa; Chordata; Actinopteri; Cypriniformes; Leuciscidae
Product: serine/threonine-protein kinase pim-2-like
Exons: 6
Coding region: 31-801 (256 amino acids)
Biological process (GO): negative regulation of apoptotic process; protein autophosphorylation; regulation of mitotic cell cycle
Cellular component (GO): cytoplasm
Molecular function (GO): ATP binding; protein serine/threonine kinase activity
Source: RefSeq, a predicted model, not a curated record